Puntigrus tetrazona (Sumatra barb) is the source of this 1566-nucleotide messenger RNA. It is a transcript of the gene stx11b.1, whose product is annotated as syntaxin 11b, tandem duplicate 1. NCBI's taxonomy places the organism in Eukaryota, Metazoa, Chordata, Actinopteri, Cypriniformes, Cyprinidae. Gene Ontology annotation, cellular component: endomembrane system; SNARE complex; plasma membrane. The transcript has 2 exons. Bases 115 to 999 code for a protein of 294 amino acids. Gene Ontology annotation, biological process: synaptic vesicle fusion to presynaptic active zone membrane; intracellular protein transport; exocytosis. Gene Ontology annotation, molecular function: SNARE binding; SNAP receptor activity. The record is from RefSeq and is a predicted model, not a curated record.
CUUCCCCCCGCAUAUGAAGUGACAGCUGCACCAGUGCAGUGAGGAUGGAGCUGCAGCCUUGAGAUGACACAUCGACAGAAGUGCUCGUAAUUUUGGACGAAAACACAAGCAAUCAUGAGGGACAGACUAGAUCAUCUUCAGACCAUUACAGAGUCUAACAGCCAGCUAGAGGAGGUGGAUUCAGACUCUUUUAGCAAUGUGGACCUGGAGGAUUUCAGCCAACAGGCAGUCAUUUAUGACAACAGCGAUGACAUGGACUCUGUGCUCGAUGAGGCCCAAGACACUAGACGUGAGAUUCAACUCAUCCGCCUGGAGGUGAAGCGUCUCAGGGACCAAAACACACGUAUACUUAGCGAACCGACUCGUACAACUCGGGUAAAGCAGGAUGCUAAUGUCAUCGUAGGAGACAUCAAGACCCGUGGACAGGAUGUUCUGGCACGUCUACAAAAGAUGGACACCCACGCCAAAGAGCUUGAAGAGGAGCAUGGCCUCAACUCAGCUGUGGCGAGAAUCGCUCGAACACAGUACGCCACCCUGAGCAACAACUUCCGAGAUGCAAUGACAGAGUACAAUGAUGCUGAGAUGGAUCACAAAGAAUCGUGUAAGCGUCAUAUUCAAAGGCAAAUGGAGAUUGUGGGCCGAGAGGUGACCGGUGACCAGAUUGAGGAGAUGCUGGAGAAUGGCCAGUGGAACGUCUUCAACGAUAACGUUAUGUCAGAAGGGAAAACGGCUCGCUCGGCGCUCAACCAGAUUGAGAGCCGACAUCGCGACCUGCUGGAUUUAGAAAGCCGACUCCAGAGCCUUCAUGAAGUGUUUCUGGAUGUGGCUAUGCUCGUAGAGGAACAAGGACCCAUGACAGACUACAUCUUAAACAAUGUUCAGAAAACAGAUGCUAUGAUUGGUGAAGUCCUUAUCAAACUGGGACGGGCCAAGAGACAUGACAAUAACAACCCAUUCAAGAAAAUGUUCUGUGGAUGCUUUCCAUGUGCUAAAAUCUGAGUGAACAGUUAGGACUUGAGCAUUGGAGGACUGUGAUUAUUAUUAUUAUUAUUAUUAUUAUUAUAAGUUUAUCAUUUUAAAAGUGGGUAGCCAGAGAUACGAAGGGAAAAAGACCAUCCAAAACUAAGCUCUAUAUGCAAUCAUUAAACCUGAUGCUACUGUGAACCUGUGAACAAUAAUAUAUGGGAGCAAAUUAAACAACUGAAACAAACCAAAGAAAGACUUCACAAAUUCACAUGUUUUCUUGACUAAUUUGCCUUCAUAAAAAUUGCCUCUUCAUUUGCAGUUUGAUACUAGUAAACAUAUCCUGUAAAUGCUAGAAAUUGUGUAAUAUUGCAAUAUAUUCAUAGGCUAUAAUUUAUUAACAUAAUUUAGAUUAUUAUAUCGCUCUAAUGCAGUUGAACUGAAUGCAGUUGCACUUUCUAGAUGCUUUUACAUGAAAUAAUCCGGAAUAUGAAGCAUUUCCCAUGUUUUGACAUAUUUUGAAUGCAAAUUGAUCAGUUUUUUUCAGUCAGUUAGUUUUUCUCAAUCAAUAUUAGCCAAAUAAAAGAUCUUAUGUAAUUCUUA